This is a messenger RNA of Uncinocarpus reesii 1704, 1875 nucleotides long. RefSeq lists its product as uncharacterized. The transcript is spliced from 2 exons. The record is from RefSeq and is a predicted model, not a curated record. Lineage: Eukaryota; Fungi; Ascomycota; Eurotiomycetes; Onygenales; Onygenaceae. The coding region runs from base 1 to 1875 and encodes 624 amino acids.
AUGGCCACAGAACGUCUAGACGAACUAGACAACAUCUUCGACGACCACCCGUCGCUGUCUGCCUCCCUGGAAGACUUUGAAGAACACUCGUCACCGCGCACACCGCUCUUUGGGGGCUUGCCGUCGCAGCACUCUGGGUUCCGGUCGCACGGCGCUUCUGAAGAGCCAGAGGCGCACGAGGACGAUACGCCCGGGAUCCUAGACGCUGCGUCGACGAUUAGCGAUCCGUGGUCGCCACCCGGCUUCAAGAGACAGAUUACUGUUCCCAGCACAAGAGAGAAUAUGCCCUAUCACAACCCCACCAGCAUAUCUGGGAGCGCAUGGUAUCGCCAACAACCCUAUCUGCGGAACCAGCCAGAUCUGAGGCCGCCCGUGGUGGACAGCCCGGCCCUUUCGAGAGAAGUGAGCCCUCAGUACGAGGAUGCGCCGGAAAACCCAUUAUCUCCACAGCCUCUGCGACAUGAUGUGGAUGACUUGGUACUGCCAGCGAGCAUACCUUUGCCUCCUGGAACGGAUUCGCCGUUAAAGGGCCGAUCCCCGAGCCCUGCUCCAAAGCCCAUGGUGAAAAAGGAAGAUUUUGACGAUAUCACAAGGACGAAGUCGUCUACAAUAUUAUCUAUAAUUAUUGCGCUUUUGUCUAUCGCAUUCUUGCGCGCGCUCUUCUUGCCGCCAUUACCACUCUACAUCCCAGACCUGGUGAAGCUGUCAGCGUUUGCCCGCUCUUUUGAACCUUUGAUCUAUUAUUCCGAAAAUGGCGUGCAGCAGAUUGGCUCCUUGCAGGAAACCGGGGUUGCAGUAUGGGAUCUGGGGGAGUCGGUUCGGGGAACGAACAUGACCAGCGCACCGAUAAUUGUCCGGGAACUGGAUGAAUUAUCAGAAUCCCUCAAGACGCUCUCGCUGGAACUCACCCGGUUCUUCGCCAAUGUCGACGCCGACAUCGACUCCAUCCUUAUCGUCAUGGAAUGGGCCAAGCGAGAGCUCGAAUCGCUCUCCCAGCAGCAGUCAAACUCCAUAUCCUCCAUCCUUUUCGAGAACUUUUACGCUUUCCUCUCCCGCAUGGGCGCUCUCGAGGUGACCCCCCUCACCGACGCCAGCAACACCACGACCCCCGCCAGCACCGCGAACACGAACGGGCUCCCCAUCCCCACGCGCCUCGGCUCCAUCGUCACCACCCUCUUCGGCCCGACCCGCUCGCAGCGCACCCAGUCCACCCUCUCCUACGCCUUCACCGAACUCGUCUCCGUUCUCGAAGAGGCCAUCAACACCGAACUCACACACUCCACCGCCCUCUUCGCGCUCUUCGAGUCGAUAGACCGGCAAUUUCUCAACCUGCAGCGCACCGUGGUGCGCGAGUCGGACGCGCAGGAGCGCGCGGAGGGAGAGAUGCUCUCGUCGCUGUGGACGCGGGUGCUGGGCCCCAACGCGGCGGCGCUGAGGAAGUAUGAGAAGAACAAGCGGCUGCUGGGGAGCGUGCGCCAGCGAACGGUGGCGAAUAAGCACUUACUCAUGGACCACCGGGGGAAGCUGUUGGCGUUGAAGGUGAAUCUGGAAACAUUGCGGCGGAAGCUGGUCAGUCCGCUGCUCCGACGGAACGACUCGUUGAAUCUGCCCCGGGCUGCGGGGGCGGGAGGCGGUAGUGGCGGUGGAAGUGUUGAAGCUGGUCCCGCUUCGCUUCCGCCGCCGAUGAAUGGUGUGGAUGGUGUGAUCGAGGGGCAGAUCAAGGGGUUGGAAGGUGCGUAUACGUAUCUGCGCACGGUGAGGGAGAAGCAGAAGUCGAAGUUGAUGGAGAUGGUGUAUGGGGCCGGGAGCAGGAGGAGUGGAGGGAGUAUUCUGGACAGCCUUUCGGGGAAGACGGGGGAGAUUGAAGGGCGGUAG